Molecule: messenger RNA, 5748 nt
Organism: Plasmodium falciparum 3D7
Lineage: Eukaryota; Apicomplexa; Aconoidasida; Haemosporida; Plasmodiidae
Cellular component (GO): nucleus
Source: RefSeq, a predicted model, not a curated record
AUGAAGGAAUUUCUUGUAAAAGAUAUUUUUAAUAACAACCAGAUGAAUGGUGAGAAGAACAAAGGAGGACUACAUAACAUUUACAAUAUAUUAAAAAAUGAUGAGAAUAAAAAAAAUGAGAAAAAGAUAAAAGAAGUAUUUAAAUAUAUAGAUAAUAUUUUAAAACAAGAUUUUGAAAAGGAUGUUUUAAGUAUACCUAUAUCUUUAUUAAAAGAAAAUGACAAGAAAAUUAUUUUUAAUAACUUAAGAAGAUUAUUCAAAUGCUUCUCCUUAUUUAUCGGGCAGCAAAAAUAUAUGGAUUCCUUAGCAGAUUUUUUAUUUUAUUUAUAUAAAUAUAUGAGAAAAGCAGAUGUAAAGAGGACAUACAAAUUGUUAAGAAAAAGUUUACCUUUUGAGAGUGAUGCUGUUGAAGGUGAGCGAAGACGUCAGAAGGAAAAAAAAAAUGAAAAUGUGAAGGAUGUUGACAAUGAUAAGGGUGACAAUCAUAAAGGUGACGAUGAUGAUGAUGAUGACGAUGAUGAUGAUGAUGACGAUGAUGAUGACGAUGAUAAUGAUGAUGAUGAUGAUGACGAUGACGAUGACGAUGACGAUGACGAUGGUGAUAACCAAAUUACAAAAUCAAAUAAAGCUACUAAUACACCAAACAACUACACUGAUGUCCCACAAAACCAUUUUGCUAGAAACCAAUUUUUAUUUAAUUUUAUAUUUUAUAGUAAUAUCCUCAUUUAUUUAGAAAAGUUGAAAAAGGAAGAUAACAAAAACCUUACUUCAGAUGAACAUUACUUUUUUAUGAAUUUAAAAAAUAAUAUAUUAAAUAAAAAAUAUAUAUUAACAUUAAGUAAUUAUAUCCCAUAUUUUGUUUUAAGUUAUCCUUCUUUUCCCUUAUUUCUUGAGAACUUGUUUAAUAUAUUUUUUUUUGUUCGAAAUAAUUUAAUUACAUUUUUUAUAAAAAAUAUAUACAAAAAAGUAGGAGAGUUGGUAUAUUUGAGGAACACAGAUAUAAAUAAAAGGUUUACUUUAAAAAAAUAUUAUAAUCUUUUAAUAUAUGUAUAUUUAUUAUAUAAAAUGAAAAUUAUCAUAUCUAUAUAUAUAAAUCCAAAUCAAUAUAUUAUGUUGAAUGAUAUAUUAAAUGAUAACAUUAUUAUACAAUUAUAUUUAGAUAUAUUAAGAGAUUUUAAAAAUACUAUAUAUUUUAUAUUCAAUAUAAUUAAAGAUAAAAUUAAUAUAAAUAAUACAAAAGGAAAUCACUGUAUAGAAUUCUGUUUUAUUAUUUUAUAUUUAAUUAAUAUUGUAUAUUCUAAUCAUAAUGAUGUUUUAAAUAUAUUUUUAAAUAAUAGUAAAUUUAAUAAAAAUAUUUUAUUUAUGGAAAAGUAUAAACAUAUCUUUUCUAAGUAUAACAAAAUAUAUAAAAUCUUAUUUGAAGCUACAAAAUCCAAACCAUAUGAUGAUGUAAAAAUAUAUGAUCAGAUGAAAAAUAUAUUGUAUGGAAAAAAAAAAAACAACUUUGUAAAAAAGAGUAAUAAGCAUAAAAAAAAUAAUAGGAACAACACACCAAAUUUAGAAAAUAAUAAUAAUAAUAAUGUGAAUUCCUUUUUUGUUCCUCAUAAAGGCAAAAAUUAUAAUUAUUUAAAAUAUAUAAGAAAUGAAUUAUUGCAAAAACAAGUACAAGAAAUACAGGAGGGAGGAGAAUAUUCACAUGUAUAUGUUUUAUUAUUUUUUUAUCUUCUAACAACAAGAUGUAUAAAAAUAUAUGAAUACACUUCUGAUUUGCAAAACAUCAUUUUUUUUAAAAAAUUUUUUAUAUACAAAAUAUUAAAAGAAGAGAAACAUAGAAAUUAUCAACAUAGAAAUUAUCAACAUAUAGAUGAUCAACAUGUGAAUGAUCAACGUAUAGAUGAUCAACAUGUGAAUGACCAACAUAUAAAUGACCAACAUAUAAAUGACCAACAUAUAAAUGAUCAACAUAUAAAUAAUACGAAAAAUGUAACAGUGGCAAAAAAACAUGCAGAUAUAAAUACCUGUACAAAUAAUGUUAUAUCAGAAAAUUAUGCAAAAUAUUUUUAUAACACUUACUUUUUUAAUCUUGUCAAAAAUAAUUUCUUUUUAUACAUCAAUGUAGACAAGAAUAUUCUGAACGUCCUUUUUAAUAACGAACUACAAAUGUUUUUAAAUAAUAAAAAUUUGAACUAUAAAAAUUUAUAUCACAUGCUAGCAUAUAACUCAAAAAAUAGAUAUAAUCAACUUAAUAUACGACUUCUUUUUUAUAAAGUUAUUUUUAAGAAUAUUAUAAAAUAUAUCCUAUAUAUAAAAUAUGAUGAUCAUAAAUAUGAAAAAAAUCAAAAUAUUAAAAAUUUAAAGGAAACAAAAAUAAACAAUAUUUCGGAUAAUAUCCAUACGAGUUACCAUGUAGAAAAAGAUUCUCUCAAUAUACAUAAUAUGAUCUAUCUUUUUAAUAAAAAAAAUAGAAAUAAAUUUAAAUCGUUACAUAUUAACGAAUAUCAAAUUAAUAAAAAUCAAAUCAAUGAUAUCGUUAUGAAACAUGAUAAAAAUACAUUUAUCAUUCUUAAACAUUUAGAUUUUCUGGAUUUACAUAAAGACAAAUCAAAUUUUUUAUUUGACAGAAAUAUUAUUAAUUUAAUUAUGUACCAACUAACGAAUGAAACUAUUAAUAUAAUGAAACAUUUAUAUACAUGUAAUUCAAAAAAGAAAAAAAAUGAUAACAACAUGGAUAAUCUUAAUUCUUCUAUCUAUCUUACAAAAAAUAUAAACCUUUUAAUUAUUAUCUUAAAAAGUAUGCUUAAUUUAAUUAAUUCAUUUUUUCAAAUUAUUAAUAUGAACCAUGCAGGUAAAAAUAAAUCUAUGUUAAUAUAUAAUAAACAGAAAAAAGAAGCUAUUCUAUUUUCGGAAGAAUAUUAUAACGAAAUAAAAAAUGAUAAAAUAUCAACAAAACAAAUGUUGAAGGAAGAGAUCUAUUUAGAUUAUGUGGAUGGAUUUAAUAAAAAGUGUAUGAAAAAAAAAAAUUUCUAUAUCAUCAAAAAGAUGUUCAAGUUGUAUAUUAAUAUUAUAAAAAAGGAAUAUAACAAUAAAAAUAAAAAUGAUAAUCACAAUAAUAAUAAUCACAAUAAUAAUAAUCACAAUAAUAAUAAUAAUAAUAAUAAUAAAAAUGACAAGGAUGAAUUUUAUUUAUGUACCAACGAAAUUAUAGAACUAGGAAAAGUACUCAUUUUUGUUUUUAAUUUUACCAUCUUUUAUAUUAUUAACAACAUAAAGGAUAAUAAUACACAUGGAAAAAUGGAUGGUGGACAUGUAGUAAAAAAUUUGAAAAAAAAAAGAUACACGAAAAUAUUUUGUGAUAUUCAUAAUCUUUAUAAUUUAUUAAAAGAUAAACAAUAUUUAACUUCCUCAAAUGAAUUAAAAAAAAAACUUUUUAAAUUUUAUAAACAUUACCAUGUUGUAAAUCAAAGAGUUAGCAGUAAAAUGAAUGAUAAAAAUUACUUUGCUUGCUUUGUGCAAUAUAAUUAUUUAGAAAAAAAUAAAAUAAAAUAUCUCAAAAUUUCAAAGAAAAUAUUUAUACAUUUUAAAAGCUUAACACCAGCUAUCAUAUGGAGAAGUAACAUAGAAGAAGAUGAAUCGAAUGAUGAAAAUCAAAUUAUUCAAAAAAAUAAUCAUUUCAUUUUACCGAUGCAAGAUAACGAAGAAGAAAAUAUUCUAGUAUCUGGUAAAUCAUUGUUAGAUAUACUAGUAGAUGAACCAAAUAAUAAUUUAGCACAAAAUAAUUAUGAUAAAGAAAAUGACAAUGUGAAUGAAGAAAAGAAAAAAAGAAAAAAAAGUGAUAUAAAAAAAAAAAAAAAUCAUACAAAUUUAUUUUAUGACGUUACAUCAUUAUUAAAAUGUUUAAAAAUUAAUUUUAAAAACCAAAGUGCACAAUCCGUUAUAAAAUCAUUAUACUAUUUAUUAUAUUCAUUAGUCGUCUUGUCAAAAAAGGUAAAGAUGAUAUCGAAACAAAGAGAUAUUGUGGAAGGCUUUGAAACGAAUGUUAGUGAUAAUGAGGAAAGUGAUCAAAAAGAUAAUGUGGAUGAUGAUGAAAGGAUACACAACCAUCGUAAUAGUUUAGAUGAUGAUGAAAGGAUACACAACUAUCGUAAUAGUUUAGAUGAUGAUGAAAGGAUACACAACCAUAGUAAUAGUUUAGAUGAUGAUGAAAGGAUACACAACCAUCGUAAUAGUUUAGAUGAUGAUGAAAGGAUACACAACCAUCGUAAUAGUUUAGAUGAUGAUGAAAGGAUACACAAUCAUCGUAAUAGUUUAGAUGAUGAUGAAAGGAUACACAACCAUCGUAAUAGUUUAGAUGAUGAUGAAAGGAUACACAACCAUCGUAAUAGUUUAGAUGAUGAUGAAAGGAUGCAGAAGCAUCAUAAUAAUUUAGAUGAUGGUAAAAGGAUACACAACCAUCGUAAUAGUUUAGAUGAUGAUGAAAGGAUACAGAACCAUCAUAAUAAUUUAGAUGAUAAUUAUUCCAAAAGAAAUAGCGAACAAAGCGAUGCUGAAGAAAGUUCCGAGGGUUCUCUUAAUAGUGAUGAUUAUUUUGAAGAAGAAAAAAAAAAGAAAAGAAAAUCGAUAAGUUCUAUAUAUAUUGAAGAUAUGAAAAAUUUAGAAAAACAUAUUGUACAUAUAUUAUUUACAUUUAAAGUAUUAAAAGAUAUAGAAAUGAAAGAUAUAGAUAAAUUAAAUAUAACAAUAGAAAAAUAUUUAUUUAAAAUUAUAACAAUAAUAAUUAAAGAAAAAAAAAAUUUAGAAAUAUUACGUAUGUCUUUGAAAUGUUUAGAAUGUUAUCAUAAUAUAGAAAGUAAAAUAAUACAAGAUAAAAAAAAAAACUUUGUAAUUAAUUAUAUGUUUGAGUUCAUACAAAUUAUUUAUCACAUUCCAAAACUCAAAGAAUAUUAUUCAAAAUAUUUAAAUAUAUUUUUUAAAAGUUCAUUUGUAAGAUAUAUUAAUAUUAACCAAGUUUUUAAUGGUUCUUAUAAUUUAUAUUUUGAAUCGAUCUUAAAUAAAUUUAUAUCUGUUGUUGAUCUUAAUGAUUAUAUUAAUAAUAAUAAAAAAAAAAUAAAUAAUAUAAAUUUACAAGAAAAAGAAUAUAUAACGAAUAAAUUUAUUGAUAUUAUAAAAGAAACCAAUAAAAAAAUUUAUGUAAUGAAAGAUGAAAAUUAUUAUAAUUAUUUAAAUAUUAUAAAAAAUAAAGAUGCAAAUAAUAUUAACAUGUUGAAUGGAUACUCUCUUAAUGAAUUAUCUCACGUUAUACAAAAUAUAUAUAUACAUUUUAAUCAGAUAUUAACAGAUAAUAAUGCUUAUGCAUUUAAUAAAAAAGUAAAUUUAAAUUUAUUACUUCUUUUAAAAAAAAUAGCAAAUAUGUUUUAUAUUAAGCAAAAUAAUAUUCAAAUGUUUAAAAAUCAAUUCAUAAAAUAUCUAUCAGAAUUCUUGAACUUUCAGAAACGUCUAGAUGAAGACUUGUCUACACAAAAAAUAUCUAUAAAUAUAAAUGAAUUUUCAAAAAAGCUAUCUCACCUACUACAAACCAUAAAAUCAAUGAAAAUCUCGGAUGAUCAAAAAUUUAAGGCAAAUCAUAUCAGACAAAUUAGUAACACGAGUACGACCGUUUCGGUUUCUGAUCAUAUUAGAUUGGCAAAAAAAAAAAGAAAAAAUAUGAAACGUGGCUUUAAUAUAAAAAAGAAGAGAAACGUUGCAAAAUGA